AUGGCUCAGCAGUUACAGUCCAGAUUCCAGACCCAAGGUUUGGAGAUGCUUCUCGUCACUUGCUUCAUCUUUGGCCUCUUGGGCAGCCUUACCUGGGCAGCAGGUCCUCGUGGCCGGAGCGUCUGUCCUUCUGGCACUUUUGCCUCUAAAGUUGGAAGCGAGUGGAGUUGCUACAAGUUCUAUGAGGAAAAGGUCACCUUUGAAGAUGCUGAGCAAGAGUGUCAGUACGAAUGGAAAGGCCAUCUGGCAUCUUUCACAAAUGACAAGCAGGCAGCAGCCAUUGCUGCCUACCUCAGUAAGGAAAACAUGGACGAGUUGUACACCUGGAUUGGGCUCCGCCGAGAUGAAGGGUCUUCUAUCAGUACUGGAUGGCGCUGGGUUGAUGGAUCACGAUCCAGGUACAGAAAGUGGAGUAGUGGUGAACCCAACAAUCAGCAAUCUGAGUAUUGCGUCGGUCUCCAACCAACUGGGUACUUGACCUGGGUUGAUAUACCCUGUAGCUACGAACGUCCUUUUCUCUGCAAAUGGAAACCUGCUUAAGCCAAGUCUGCAGAGGGAGUCAGAGGGUCUUCCCAUUGAUUGGAAACCUGAGCUGAGAUCUUGAAGUUCUACCUUCUCUGUGUGCAAAACCUCUUUUCCACAAAGACCAUCUGGAGGUCAAGCAGUCAAUUCCUCUAGUCUUGCUUCUCUUCCCCUCUUU
This is a messenger RNA of Thamnophis elegans (Western terrestrial garter snake), 700 nucleotides long. Its product is annotated as C-type lectin-like. The record is from RefSeq and is a predicted model, not a curated record. Gene Ontology annotation, molecular function: signaling receptor activity. Bases 1 to 540 code for a protein of 179 amino acids. NCBI's taxonomy places the organism in Eukaryota, Metazoa, Chordata, Lepidosauria, Squamata, Natricidae. The transcript has 6 exons.